Molecule: messenger RNA, 2607 nt
Organism: Exophiala bonariae
Lineage: Eukaryota; Fungi; Ascomycota; Eurotiomycetes; Chaetothyriales; Herpotrichiellaceae
Exons: 2
Coding region: 1-2607 (868 amino acids)
Biological process (GO): proteolysis
Molecular function (GO): calcium-dependent cysteine-type endopeptidase activity
Source: RefSeq, a predicted model, not a curated record
AUGGAGACACGAAGACUUGCCCUUGAGGAACAAGCUAGGUCCAUCGAGAAGACUAUAAACACCAAAUCUACCAAUAAGGCUGCUCUUGAGGCUACCAUCAGAAGUGCCGAACUGUACUUUCAAGCCUUGAGUUUGACCGACAAGCCAUCAGAUCGCAAGAGGAUUGAUACGAGAUGCAAAGAACUACUUGCAAAGGCUGAAAAUCUCAAAAGUGCACAAGAUGCUUCUCCUAGACCUACCAGCAAGUCAUCAGUCCUCAAGGUACCAUCUUCUACCCGAAAACUCACGACGCGAGAAAACAUUAUCAUCCUCGAGGGGUCAAAGUUGAACGGUUUCGUCUUCAAGCCAUGGCUUGAUGUUCCUGCUCUCGACGAGUUCAGAUUGAACGAAGCUGAGCUUCCUUUCACAGACGUCGCCCCUCUGCCUCUAUCACCAGGGCAAUUGGAGUCCUUUGAUGGUUGGAAACGACCACAAGAUGCUUUGGCUUCAAUCAGACCUAGUCCGGUAGGAAAUACAUUUCCUGCUGAAGCAGUGAUGCAUAUUCCAGAGGAAAUGGAUCUCGUUCAGGACAUGACUUCUGAUUGUUCUGUUGUUGCAAGCCUGUGCGCGGGCACCUCUCGGGUUGAACGGGGCCAUCCCAAGAUCCUACGGUCCAUUGUGUACCCUUAUGACUAUGCAAACGAUCGAAUUUCUCUUUCACCAAAUGGAAAGUAUAUUCUAAAGCUAUACUUUAAUGGCUGUUGGAGAAGAGUUGAUAUAGAUGAUUACCUGCCCACGUCAAAGACCGCUCGAGUGCUUCAUGUCAUUGAUCGUCGACACCCAGGUUUGCUAUGGCCAGCGUUGGUGGAAAAGGCAUACCUCAAAGUCCGUGGGGGCUAUGACUUCCCUGGGAGCAACUCUGGCACAGAUUUGGCAGUCCUAACUGGGUGGAUUGCGCAGCAAGUAUUCCUCCACGAUGAGGAUGUUGAACCAGAUCAACUAUGGAAUGAAAUCGUUACUCAUUUUGGGGAUGGCAAUAUACUCCUCACCAUCGGUACCGGAAAGCUUCCUCGUCGUGAACAGAGACAUCUCGGUUUAGCUGCUGAACAUGAUUAUGCAAUCCUCGAGAUAGCUACAAGCAACGGUGCACGGGAGAUGCUUGUGAAGAACCCAUGGGCGGAUGGUGAUGUCUGGAAAGGUGCGACUCGACGUAAGCCAAACCACAUGGACGAACCCUCGACAGACACCGCCUCAAGUGAUGAGACUAUGAUGCCGGGGACUUUCUGGAUGGACUUCAAUAAUGUUUUCCAAUACUUUGAAAAUAUGUAUAUUAGUUGGAACCCAGGGUUAUUCUCCCAUCGGCAAGAUCUCCACUUCUCCUGGCAUCAAACCGAGCCAAAGUCAAUGGAGAAUAUAUUUGUCGACAAUCCCCAAUUUGCUGUUUCAUCAACAACAGCAGACGAGGUUUGGGUCCUUUUGACCCGUCAUUUCAGGACUGGUGACUAUACACAGGCAUCGACCGGAAAGAAUGGUUACAUCAGCCUUUAUCUUUAUGAACGAAAUGGACACAAAGUCAUCUCCAGCACUGGUGCAAAACGCCGAGGUCCCUUUGUUGACUCACCAAAUACGCUCCUUAGGUUCAAAAAUUCCGCAAAUAUGCCUUACACGGUCGUUGCGGUUGCUCAGGAUCUCCCUCCUGGAAAGAUGAACUUUACUCUGUCCGUAUUCUCGAAAUCUCAAGUCACACUCGCGGAAGCCCAACUCCAAUACCCUCAAAAGUUUACCAUCAGCUCUGCUUGGACUAGGUCGACGGCUGGAGGAAAUUCGGACUCACCCAAUUACCUAUCCAACCCGCAAUUCCGCCUGACAUUGACAAGGCUACAAAAGAUCGCACUCGUACUUCGUGUACCUGACAGUACACAAAAGCAGAUGGAUGGGCCACCCUCUGAGAUCCACGUCAAAAUUCUAGUUGCGUUCACGGAAAGUUCUCGGGUCACUCGCUUGAGGCUACGGGACGUUCAAGCACAUUCAGGGGACUAUCGGCGUGGCAGUGCCAUAGUUGAGACCGAAUUAGACCGUGGGAGUUACAGUAUCAUCUGCUCAACUUUUGACCAAAACCAGCAUGCAAACUUCACGCUGGACCUGUAUUCAUUCGAAACCACGGCCUCACCCCUGCUACCUCUGCCUGCCGAUGGAAGUGGGAGACUUAGCAUCCGAAGCUCACCCGCCGUGUUCACUAAAGACACCGACCGAGUCCUUGCACCACUGACCAUCGGAAGAAUGACUCGCAUCACGUUCGUCGCGCGUCACGAUGGACCUCUAAUCCCCCAGUCCUCGUCUCUUUUCAAAAUGACACUAGAACAAGGUCAGGGCCCUUACAAGCAAAUACUCGCCAGCAGCGAAUUUGAUAGUGAAGAAUUCAGUAGUGUUGCCUCUGGGUUGCGUGUGGGAGAUCUCGAUCUUCAACCUUCGAUGGGCGCUCAUGGCACAGGUGGACUGUGGUUGGUUCUGGAGCGCUUACCGCAGGGUCAGGGUGCUGAGGAGGCUUCAAGAGAUGAUAUUCUGAAGGUAGAGAUGUUUACCGACGAGAGAGUAGAGCUGGGUGCUUGGGGACGUGGUGAAGGUUGA